AUGAAUAAUGUAAUCCAAGACAGACUCUGGGAGAUGAGCCUGGGGAAACAAAUUGAUCGCUUUUCCAUGCAAGAAGUGCCAAUCGUGGAGGGCGUGGUCAAGGUCGCCGACGAGGCGCUUGAGGUCGGCGAUAUGGUGUGCAAACUCCGAGACGAUGCGAAGAUGUGGGUGAACCCGGCGCAAGAGAAGUGGGAAUGGGACACGGCUCGGGGAAUGGCUGCCGUGACGCGACAGGUUGAAGUAAGGGGGUGGGGAAUGGCGAGUCUCAGUGUCUGGCGCGCCUUUGACUAUCCCAUUUCGCGAAUUCUAGGCUACGACCUGCACAUUUUCCGCAAGAGCGAGACAUAG
Penicillium malachiteum is the source of this 348-nucleotide messenger RNA. RefSeq lists its product as uncharacterized. The transcript is spliced from 3 exons. The coding region runs from base 1 to 348 and encodes 115 amino acids. Lineage: Eukaryota; Fungi; Ascomycota; Eurotiomycetes; Eurotiales; Aspergillaceae. The record is from RefSeq and is a predicted model, not a curated record.